CCUCCCCUCCCCCCCCCCCAUAAACAAACCGACACCGACCGCAGUUGAAGCCCGAGACGUCACCCUUAAAAAUCAAUCACCGCACAAUCAUCCGCUGUCGCCGUUUUAUUCAACCGACGCUUUUUUUAAAACACCGGGACAGGCCGCACACACUCACCCCCUUCUUCCGGCGCUCGGAUCUUUUUUUAAAAAACCGCCGAAGAGCUCGGUGUUGUCACCAAAUUGAACCUUCCGGGGGGAAAGAAUAACCCCGAGUGGAGUUCCGCGGGAGGAUCUGGUUCCCCCAGCUGCUUCCUGUCAGUGUUUGUUUGUUUAUUUACCCACCCAUUCACAUCAGUGUAAUCCAGCUGGAGCCAUCGACAGAACACCAAAGGCAGCUUCUAGACGAAUCUGAUCCUCUCCUAUUAAACUGUUGUCCAGAUGAAGUUUACAAUUACAACAACAUGGGAUAGUUCACCAGUGAGUCACCGCGGAAUAUCACUGUCACUUAAACCUAAUGAUGAAGGCUUGCUGUUGGAGGUAGAGGGGCCUUUCUUCAAUGAUCCUUCAGCUCCACCUGGUAAAAGAGGAAAACCUUACAAUCAGUUGUGGGAUUUUGAAGUUGUAGAAGCAUUUUUCUUGAAUAGCAGCAAAGAACUGUACCUUGAAGUGGAACUCUGUCCACAUGGACAACAUUUAGUACUAUUGCUUGCUGGUAAAGGAAAAGCAUGGAAGUCAUCGUUUGGAAUAUUUCAAGGAUUUCAGCUUGAAUUCAAUUAUGGGAAAGCAGUGGAAGCAGCCCCAGUCCGAAUUGUGGAAAUCUGCCCCCGGGACCAAGAAGUGAUACUACCUGAGCUACUGAGAAUUUCACACAAUCUUCUGAAUAGAAAUUUGGGAAACAAUAUCACCGGAACCAAUAUUGUACAAAAAAAAGUGUUUAUUUUGCUGUGCUCAAGCCAACCCAACACUUCCUUGAUUAUUGUAAGAAAAGCAAGCCCCGCAGCGUAAAAGACUGUUCAAUAGAGCAGAAUAUUCUGGAAUUUUUUAUGUUAUGACGGGGAGGAUGAACAGUGAACAUGUGAAAUGCAAAUCAAUGCUGAACAAAGAAGUGAUUAAAAAUACAAUAUUUAGUUAAGUAACAGCAUUUAAUUAAUAUGUAACAGACUGCCCAGUGUUAUAUAAAUGUAUGAUACUUUAUCGUGUGUUGAUGGUUUUCUUGUGGUACUGGUGGCAGUGCGAUAACUCAGAGAGUCUGAGUUGCUGUGUAACAGACACAUUUGCAUGCUUAUCGUAACUUGACCCAUGGAUAAUGAUGGUGAAGGCUCCAAUUUUGCUACAGUGUAUGGUUUCUCACUGGAAUGUUAAUAGAAAGAUUUGCAAGUUGAUCACCAACCUAUUUGGCCACAUUACAAAACGUAUUUCCCCAUAGCUAUCAAGUUUGAGAAUAUGGUGAGAGCCCAGAGCUUCUGCCUCAGAGGCAGAGACACUAUCCACUACUACAAGACCUCAAUUUCUCUGUGCCAGUGUGUAAAAUAAAAACUUGAAGCAUGAAAAAUGAACAACAUAUAACAAUUUUCCUUGAGUACUAUAAAAGAAUUGGUCAAGAUUGGGUCUUAAACACAACAGCCUAUUUAGCCAGCAUUUAGUGCAAGACAGCAUCUCAGUAAAAGUGUUAAAGCCAAAACGACAACAUCUGCCUAGAGAUUAGUUGAACAGUUGGUUGAUAUUUAAAUGUCUACUAGUGCUCACCAAAGACACUAUGUGGAACUUUGGCAAGUAAUUCAACACUUUCUUAACAAUGACCAGUAAACAAGGUACUGACAUCAAUUUCAGCUUAAAAGGAAUUUCAGCAUUUCAUAAUCAUUGCACCCGGAGCUGAAACAGAGGAUUUUCUGGGGUUUAUCUUCAGUUCAAGCAGUAAUUUGUGCAGAAAUUCUUUGAGGUCAUCUCCUUAAAUGAGUAAGUGGAGUGAUACUACAAAUUAUAGGAGUCACCCAUUGCAAAUGGGCAUCUUGGUGGGAUAUCCUCCUUGAUUUGAAUGAAGAAUUGGAGAAGGGCAGGCAGGACACCAUGAAGUGUGGGACAGGAAGGAACGAUGAUGUCGUAUCCCGACAUGGAUAGAGGACAUUCCUUCUCUGGGCCAGCUGCAGGAGGAUUUCCAGUGAUACAUCUAAGAACUUCUACACUUGACCUUUCAGGCUCAGGCAGCUGGAUGGCUGGUUUGCAGUGUAGAGUGGCACCGACAGUGUGGGUUCAAUUCACACAUCCAGCUGAGGUUACUAUCACGUUCUCACCUCCUCAAUCUCUCCCCUGAUUUCAGGCAUGGUGACCCUCAAGUCACCACAAGCCAGUUUUCUGUCUAAUGUUUGAGCAGCCUAUGGUCCAGUGGGUCUUUGGCAACUUAAGACUUGAAUGGGCAACCCCUUAAAUUUUAAACUGUAACCUCCAAGUUCUGGAUUUGAAAAGAGAUGUAUGUAACAAAUUUGUUUUAUUACUAAACACCUGUUGGUUUAAUGUCAAUGAUGGGAAAGAUAGUAGAAUUUUUUCUGAAAGAUGAAAUAAAAUUCUAUCCAUUAACUGAAAA
Hemiscyllium ocellatum (epaulette shark) is the source of this 2563-nucleotide messenger RNA. RefSeq names its product chromosome 36 C4orf33 homolog (gene c36h4orf33). The transcript is spliced from 6 exons. The coding region runs from base 421 to 987 and encodes 188 amino acids. The record is from RefSeq and is a predicted model, not a curated record. NCBI's taxonomy places the organism in Eukaryota, Metazoa, Chordata, Chondrichthyes, Orectolobiformes, Hemiscylliidae.